Molecule: messenger RNA, 2037 nt
Organism: Rhododendron vialii
Lineage: Eukaryota; Viridiplantae; Streptophyta; Magnoliopsida; Ericales; Ericaceae
Product: pyrophosphate--fructose 6-phosphate 1-phosphotransferase subunit beta
Exons: 16
Coding region: 136-1839 (567 amino acids)
Biological process (GO): fructose 6-phosphate metabolic process; photosynthesis; response to glucose
Cellular component (GO): cytosol
Molecular function (GO): 6-phosphofructokinase activity; diphosphate-fructose-6-phosphate 1-phosphotransferase activity; ATP binding
Source: RefSeq, a predicted model, not a curated record
UCCCAAACACAACCUAACAAUCAACUCUUUUUUUAAGUGUCGUGUCUAGAGUGAGAGUGAGACAGAGACAAGAAACCAAAAACGUGGGCUUCAAAAAACAAUCCUCCGAAAGAUCUGAGAUUUCUGCUUCGAGCAAUGGCGUCUGCGAUGGUAGCCAACGGCGACCUCUCGGCCGUUAAAUUCUCCGCGCUGGCAACCGGCCGCGUCGCCGCCGUGUACAGCGAGGUCCAGAACAGCCGUCUCGACCACGCUCUUCCUCUCCCUUCCGUCCUCAAAAGCUCCUUCAAGGUCGUUGAGGGCCCCCCCAGCUCCGCCGCCGGCCAUCCAGAGGAGAUUGCGAAGCUAUUCCCCUGCGUUUUUGGGCAACCGUCGACAAUGUUGGUGCCAAGCCAACUGGGUGAGUUUCCGUCAGGUCAGAGCUUGAAAAUCGGAGUGGUUUUGUCUGGAGGCCAAGCUCCCGGAGGGCACAAUGUGAUUUCAGGAAUCUUCGAUUACUUGCAGAAUUCUUGCAAAGGAAGCACACUGUACGGGUUCAAGGGUGGACCAGCUGGGAUCAUGAAGUGCAAAUAUGUGGUGCUGACCCCAGAGUACAUUUACCCAUACAGAAAUCAGGGUGGGUUUGAUAUGAUCUGUAGUGGCAGAGACAAGAUUGAAACUCCAGAACAGUUUAAGCAAGCUGAAGAAACAGCAUUGAAGCUUGAUUUGGAUGGGCUUGUUGUUAUUGGUGGAGAUGACUCAAACACAAAUGCUUGCCUUCUCGCAGAAAACUUUAGGAGUAAAAAUUUGAAGACUCGGGUAAUUGGAUGUCCAAAGACAAUUGAUGGUGACUUAAAAUGUAAAGAGGUUCCUACUAGUUUUGGAUUUGAUACUGCAUGCAAGAUAUAUGCAGAAAUGAUAGGAAAUGUUAUGACAGAUGCCCGCUCAACUGGAAAAUAUUAUCAUUUUGUACGGCUGAUGGGGCGUGCUGCUUCACACAUCACAUUGGAGUGCGCUUUACAAACUCAUCCAAACAUUACUCUUAUUGGGGAAGAGGUUGCUGCAAAGAAGGAGACUUUGAAGAAUGUGACAGACUAUAUUGCUGAUGUGAUAUGUAAACGUGCAGAACUUGGGUACAACUAUGGUGUGAUACUUAUACCUGAAGGCCUCAUUGAUUUUAUUCCGGAGGUGCAGCAGCUUAUUGCAGAACUUAAUGAAAUUUUGGCCCAUGAAACAGUAGAUGAAGGCGGUCUUUGGAAAAACAAACUUGAACAACAGUCUCUGAAACUUUUUGAACUUUUACCUCCAGCAAUUCAGGAACAGUUGAUGCUUGAGAGAGAUCCGCAUGGCAAUGUCCAGGUUGCAAAAAUAGAAACAGAAAAAAUGCUUAUUCAAAUGGUUGAAACUGAGUUGGAGCAUAGGAAGCAGAGAGGUGCAUAUAAAUGCCAGUUCAAAGGGCAGUCCCACUUUUUCGGGUAUGAGGGGAGGUGUGGUUUGCCGUCUAACUUUGACUCAACAUAUUGUUAUGCAUUGGGUUAUGCUGCUGGAGUUCUCCUUCACUCUGGAAAAACUGGGUUGAUAUCAUCGGUAGGGAAUUUGGCUGCUCCGGUUGAAGAAUGGACUGUUGGUGGAACAGCAUUGACUUCGUUAAUGGACGUGGAGAGGAGGCAUGGUAAAUUUAAGCCUGUGAUAAAGAAGGCAAUGGUAGAGCUUGACGGUGCGCCAUUCAAGAAAUUUGCAUCCAUGAGAGGAGAGUGGGCCAUUAAUAACCGCUACAUCAGUCCUGGUCCCAUUCAAUUUGUUGGCCCAGUAGCAGAUAGAGUUAAUCACACCCUACUGUUGGAACUUGGAGCUCAGGCUUAGGUUGUUUUAGAUGCAGCAACAACCCAGUUCUCGCUUCCUUGGAGAUCUUUGAUUCCCAAUAAUGCUGGUUUCAUUUUUCGAUUUUAUUUUUGUUUACUUGCAUUUUGGAUGUUUCUAGUAGUUUGUGGACGUGCCCGUUUUUUCUGUUGCGGCUCACCCGUAUCCUGCUCUGCCUUAAUUGAUAAAACAAAUUUCAUA